Molecule: messenger RNA, 1119 nt
Organism: Cajanus cajan (pigeon pea)
Lineage: Eukaryota; Viridiplantae; Streptophyta; Magnoliopsida; Fabales; Fabaceae
Product: Sterile alpha motif (SAM) domain-containing protein
Molecular function (GO): protein binding
Source: RefSeq, a predicted model, not a curated record
AAUAAACCCUAAUUUCUUUCUCCAAAUAGUUUUACCCAAUUUGCCGAGCUUCGAAGCGAAUAUUAGGGCACGCAAGUUUUCAAGUUGAAGAGGAAAGAGAAGAAGUGCUUAGUUCAAUUUUCAAAGAUUCAGGAUUCAGGUUCUCAGCUAAUGGUGAAAACAAAGCAGAGGCGCACAGGAAAAGUUCCUGUUAAAAAAAGUGGUACUUCUUCACAAUGCCUCACUGAUUCUCUAAACUGUGAUGAUCCGAUUGAGGAUAGUGAUUGGAUUAUAGUGAAAAAGCAGAGAGUCACCAUUCUGGUGCCUGCUGCGCCUCUCAAUGAAAGAUCACUAACAGCAAACCAAGGACCAAAUCACAUGCAUCUUAUGUCCCCUGAAAUAGCAAGUAACCAUGUGCAGCUUCCCAAGGAGACAUCUACUAUACAUCCUUCAGGCAAUGGACAUGAAAAGACCACUUUGUUAGCUGUCCAAAAGGAGACUCGUGCUGAAAGAAGAGCUCCUCCUGCCUUACCUAAACCCACUGUACUCAAUCCCCCAUCUUUAGAUCAAAGAAUAGAAUCAGAAAAUCAACAUCAGGUGAAUAUUUUGAAGCCACACAAUGUAGGAAUUUGUGAUACAUCAAAAGUUAUUAAGCAGCCCAGAACACUACUUGCACAUAGAAUGCCCUCCAACCUAGAAACCUUGAAUAAAAAUUUGAGAGCUUCAAAUCUUCAGAGAAAGCUUGAAAGAGCCGGUGGACUGAGCAAGUGGCUGACAUCACUCGGACUGGAGCAGUUUGUGAGUAUUUUUCAUGGGAAAAGUAUCAGUAAGUAUCAGCUGGUAAAUCUAACCAUGAAAAAGCUCAAGGAUAUGGGUGCCAGUGCAGUGGGACCUCGCAGGAAACUGAUCCAUGCCAUGGACUGUGUUUGUCAGCCAUAUUGCUUUGAGGCGUUGUAGAAGUUUUUAGGAUUUUGAAACUACAUACAAAAACGUUCGAAGUCUUGGCACAAAUGCAAAACUGUUUCUGGAUGCUUUUGUGAUAGUUCACAGCACUUGAGUCUCGCAGUACUUGUAGGCGUUUCUGUAUAUAUACAUAUAACUAUAUAAGCAAGUAGACGCAUUAUACAAUGCUUCCUUUUA